UAUUUAAGAUAACGAAAUAAUUUUCUAACUGAUACACGAAUAAAUGUGAAGAAAAAAAUAAAAGAAAUGAUAUAUAAACUCAAUGUAUAUAUAUAAUUUAGAUUUGGAGCUGUGGACUGCACAACCCAACCCGCCGCCAGUUUUUAAGACAUGACCUCUUAAUCGAACUCAAUCCUGCAACGAUAGGCAAGCUUCCUCUUCUUCCCUCUCCUUCAUCACCCCGCAGGCUCAUCGAAGGCGCCGUCGCCUCACUCUUGGCGGCAUGUAGAACCCCCGAUCACCUCCUCCAGGUCCAAUCCCGAGUCGUCGCCCAUGGUCUCCAUCGGGACCCCUUCCUCGCCCCCAGGAUCGCUGCCGCCUCCUUCCGAUGCGGAGCCCCCGCCAUCGCCCACCGUUCCUUCGACCAGAUUCCCGAACCGACCACCGUCCUCCACAACGUCAUGUUCAAGGGAUACAACGCCGCCGGGCUCCGCAGCGCGGCGCUGGCCUUGUUCCGCCGGAUGCGGCGCCGCGGCGUGCCGCACAACCGCUUCACUUUUCCCCUCGUGAUCAAGUCCUGCGCUGGAGGUUCGGCGGAAGGGGAACAGGUGCAUUGCCUCGCGAUCAAGAGCGGGGUCGAGGCGUGUGGGUUCGUUGUGCCCGCGUUGAUCGAGAUGUACUCGAGCGACGGCGCGAUCGGAUCUGCGCGGAAGGUGUUCGACGCGAUGCUGGAGAGAAAUGUGGUGACUUGGACCGCAAUUAUCUCAGCCUACCUCUCGGUUAGCAAUGUCGAAUCUGCGAGAGAGCUCUUUGAUCAAACCGUUGAGCGGGAUGUGAUACUUUGGAACACCAUUGUCUCAGGGUAUGCCAGGUGCGGCGACAUGGCCACGGCCAUGGAGCUCUUUGCUCUGAUUCCAGACCCAGACAUCAUUGCUUGGAACACCAUCUUACUUGGCUUUGCCAAUGUUGGAAACCUCACAGCUUGCGAAUGCCUGUUUGGGGAAAUGCCUGAAAGAAAUGUGUUCUCUUGGAACGGUCUGCUCGGAGGAUAUGCUCACCAUGCACAGUACUACAAGGUUUUGGAUGUUUUCAAUCAGAUGCUCUGCUCGUGCGACGUCAAGGCUAAUGAUGCCACCCUUGUGACUGUUCUAUCAGCGUGCGCGAGAUUAGGAGCACUGGAAAUGGGAAGAUGGAUUCAUUCGUAUGCCAAAUCUAUUGGAUUGAAUGCCAAUGUUUAUGUGGGGAAUGGACUCAUCGACAUGUAUGCAAAAUGUGGUUGCAUAGAUGAUGCCGUGGAGGUGCACAAUGCAAUGCCAAGGAGGGAUCUUAUAACUUGGAAUUCCACGAUAGGAGGAUUGGCAAUGCAUGGACGAGGAGUAGAGGCUUUGCAGUUGUUUAACAAGAUGAAGAGCAUAAGUGAGAGACCAGAUGGCAUCACAUUUGUCGGAGUGUUGUCGGCCUGUGUUCACAUGGGGUUGGUCGAAGACGGUUUGAUGUUCUUUAGAAUGAUGACUGAGGACUACAAGAUUGUUCCUUGGAUUGAGCAUUGUGGGUGUAUGGUGGAUCUUCUCAGCCGAGCAGGGUUGCUCACCGAGGCCCUAGGUUUUAUCAGGAAGAUGCCCAUGGAGCCUGAUUGUGUUAUUUGGAAUUCCUUGCUCAGGGCAUGUCAAAUUCACAAGAAUGUGGUUUUAGCUGAGCUUGUUUUGAAUCAAUUAACGAGGCUUGUGCCUGAUGAUGUUGCUAAUUACAUUGUUCUGUCGAAUAUUUAUGGAGCCAGUGGAAGAUGGAAAGAUGCGGCAAGGAUGAAACAGAUCGCAAAACAGAAGAGUGCAGAGAAGACACCGGGCUGCAGCUUGAUCGAAGUGAAUUCUCAAGUUGUCGAGUUCUUUUCAACUGAUGCAAGGCAUCCACAAACAUGGAAGAUUUACAAGGUAUUGGAAGAAUUGACAAACGUACUAAAGUUACCUGCAGUGGAAGUAGAGCUCAUCGAGCUGGGUAUGUAUGAUUCUUGAAAUCAUCUUAUUUUACUUUAGCUGUUUAGGACAUAAUUAACACCGAUAAUUUUUGUUUAAAUGAGUUACUGAGAUUCUA
This is a messenger RNA of Zingiber officinale, 2070 nucleotides long. Its product is annotated as pentatricopeptide repeat-containing protein At1g08070, chloroplastic-like. The record is from RefSeq and is a predicted model, not a curated record. NCBI's taxonomy places the organism in Eukaryota, Viridiplantae, Streptophyta, Magnoliopsida, Zingiberales, Zingiberaceae. Gene Ontology annotation, biological process: RNA modification. The transcript has a single exon. Bases 441 to 1991 code for a protein of 516 amino acids. Gene Ontology annotation, molecular function: RNA binding; protein binding.